Centrocercus urophasianus (Greater sage-grouse) is the source of this 1202-nucleotide messenger RNA. It is a transcript of the gene CIMIP5, whose product is annotated as chromosome unknown C2orf50 homolog. The coding region runs from base 158 to 652 and encodes 164 amino acids. NCBI's taxonomy places the organism in Eukaryota, Metazoa, Chordata, Aves, Galliformes, Phasianidae. The record is from RefSeq and is a predicted model, not a curated record. The transcript has 3 exons.
CAAAACAGCGCUGAGCACUGCCUGUCAGUGCUGGUGUGCACACUCAUUUUCUUAAAGCAGUCCAAAUCUGCAGCUGAAAGAAAUGUUGGGAGAGGAGGAGCUCUGAAAGCAGAAACAAGAGCAGGUUUAACCUUCCUAAAGUUUCAGUAGAUCUGUUAUGAGUGUCAAAAUGGACAUGCUGGAAAAAGGUACUGGAUUCGGCAGGAACACCUUGACUGGUUCUUGGCAUCCAGCAAACACAGCUCUGGGGCAAUCAGCCUCAGCUCCACCUCUGUCUCGUGGCAGCAUUCGGCUUGGAAGAGCACAUCUGGCUGCUAGGUCCAGAACAGAGGAGCAGGCAGCUCUGCAGCAGGACCAAGUACAGCAGGAUAAGGUCUGGAGGGAGUCUGUGGAGGCUGAACGAAGAGGAAGAAAAAUCUGGUACCAGAACUGGAGUUUCCUAAAGGACUACGACCAAAUGGGUAACAAAAAGGAACAGAAGCCUCUACCAGACUACAUCUCUGUGUUUUCAAACACAGUUCCCAAUUCCACCAACCAGAACAUUGGCAGCAGGAUGAAUACUGAACUUGGCAAGAUGCUGAUAAACAUGGAUUAUCUCUUCAGCAGGGGAGCACAAAAGAGGAAACUUGAAGAUGACCUCCAGCUUUCCUAAUGCUUCAAGUAAAAAUACCAGUAACAAAGCAAGUGAAAGAGAUCUAGCCAACAGACUUCUUUCAGAUUGAAAAUAGCAGGUAACAAAUUCCUCAUCUUCCAUCAGAGAUCAAUAAUGCUGUCCAGCAUGGAACUUUUUCAAGAGCAAAGACGUAUGCCACCAAGCAAUGCCUAAGGAGACAAUCCUCUUCAGAUUUGAGGUAACUGGGUCAUAUACAGUGAGUCAGGACCACAGAUCCCAUCCAUUUUCCUAUGCAAGGCCACUGUAACAUUGCUACUAACAUCAGAAAGAGUAAGUUUAGAGCCAAAGGGCAAUUUCUUCCUGAAUUUUUACCUCCUGAAAAGAAACAAUUACUGGAGAUCAGCUCAGAUGAGCUGCACCACAAAUUACACUGACUGAAAGUCAAUGCAAUAAAAUGCAGUAGGUUGUUGCAUUUCAUCUAUUUAGCCAAGGAUUCACCAGCUUGUCACUUGCAUGUUUAAGCUUGUUCCAAGAGUGAAAUUGAAGGCAAGCAAGAUGUGUUAUGCGCAUUUUCAAGCCUCCCUGCUGA